Messenger RNA from Ramularia collo-cygni, 300 nucleotides. Its product is annotated as probable DUF543 domain protein. Lineage: Eukaryota; Fungi; Ascomycota; Dothideomycetes; Mycosphaerellales; Mycosphaerellaceae. The coding region runs from base 1 to 300 and encodes 99 amino acids. The transcript is spliced from 3 exons. The record is from RefSeq and is a predicted model, not a curated record. Gene Ontology annotation, cellular component: mitochondrial inner membrane; MICOS complex; mitochondrion.
AUGGCCGACACGACCUCCUCCAAUGCUGCUACGGUGCCUCCACCAAACCGCCCCAGUCGACCGCUCAGUGAAGCGCUUCUGAAUGAGAAGUGGGACCACUGCCUCAGCACUCUGCUCAUCAGGAGCACUCUCGGCGCGUCAUUUGGUGUGAUCUUCUCCGUACUGCUUUUCAAGCGAAGAUCGUUCCCAGUGUGGGCCGGACUUGGGUUCGGUGCAGGAAGAGCGUGGGAGGAAUGCGACAGCAGCUUCAAGAGGGCCACAGCUCCCUCCAGAGACGGUCUCCGCACUCUCAGACCGUAA